AUGUGGACGCAAGACUUUGUGCGCGUCCUGCAAGGCGCUCGGAAAGUAGCGAACGAGCUCGCGCGUUCUCAGGGCAGUGAGGUCAGCGCCAAGACGGAGCAGCUGGCCAAGCACGCGACCGAACUCACGCGCGUCAUGCCGCACUUUUUCCAGGCGACUGCCACUGCGCCGCCCAGCGGCGGUCCGUCUACUGCUAGUGGUACUUCAGUGUCUGCACUGCCGGACGUGGUCCACACACACCACGCGCAACGAAACGUGCCGCCAAAGUCCACAGUGGCGCAAACAAAAGUAACGCCAUCGCUUCCGAAACUCCAGCACACGUCCGAAAGACCACCACCCGAUCUGAUUCAUGCACCCGAAACGAAUCAGACGAGUCAGGCGACUCAGGCGACUCAGGCAACUCAGGUGAGUCAAACCAAGCAUCCAUUAAAGAAUCAGACCAAGAAUCAGACGGAUCAGGUGAAGAAUCAGACGAGUCAGGUGAAGAAUCAGACGAGUCAGGUGAAGAAUCAGACGAGUCAGGUGAAGAGUCAGACGAGUCAGGAGAAGAAUCAGGCGAAUCAGGUGAAGAAUCAGACACAUCGUACGGCCACGACGCUUGACAAGGAUGCGGCCGCAACACCAGAGGAGCUACCGCCUCGUCGCGUGUGGGAAGAAAAGCACGUGCCGUCGUCGCCUCUGUCUCGUAUCUUGGGCUUUGGAGGCCUCGCCGCGCGACUCGCCAUGGGCACAGCGGCCGAGAUCGUGCGCACGGGCGGCAAGAACGGCACGUACAAUGCGCUCGUGUCGGACGCCAAUGCCGAGAAACUGGCCGAGACGCUGUGCACGAUGCGCGGCGCGGCCUUGAAGCUCGGACAGAUGCUGAGCAUCCAAGACGAGGCUAUGAUUCCAUCCACGUUGGCCGCAGCGCUGAAUCGUGUGCGGGAAAAUGCUCAUGUGAUGCCCAAGGAUCAGCUGCAUCGUCAGCUUGAAGAGGAGCUAGGAGAAGACUGGCGGAGUAAGUUCCAAGAGUUUGACGACGUGCCGAUUGCUGCGGCGUCGAUUGGACAGGUGCACCGAGCGACGCUGUUGAACGGUGACCGCGUAGCAAUCAAGAUCCAGUACCCAGGUGUCGCGCAGUCGAUUGGCAGUGAUCUCUUGAACCUGAAGCGGUUGGUGACGUACACGAAUAUAUUGCCACGUGGCCUGUACAUUGACGAGAUCAUCCGUGUCGGUGAAGAAGAGCUCACGGCCGAGUGCGACUACAUUCAAGAAGCAACGAACCAGGAACGAUUCAAGGAGCUGAUUCAUCAGAGCGGCAUGGACGGACAGUUUAUUGUGCCGCGCGUGUACCGGGAAGUGUCGACGGCGCGUAUCUUGACGACGCAACUGAUCUCGGGCGUCGCGGUGGACAAGGCUGUGCAUCUGUCGCAGGAUGUGCGCAACAGCAUUGGCCGUCGUCUCCUUGAGCUUACGAUCCACGAGCUGUUCAACUGGCGAUUCAUGCAGACGGACCCGAACUGGAGCAACUUCAUGUACAACGCAUCCACUGACACGAUCGGACUUGUGGACUUUGGUGCUGCUCGCGAGUAUCCAAAGUCAUUCGUGGACGACUACUUCAACAUUGUGUGGGCCGCAGCGAACGGAGACGAGAAGACGCUGGUGGACUACUCAGUCAAGAUGCGGUUUCUCACUGGCGACGAGUCGCCUGCGAUGAUGCGUGCCCAUGUUGCAGCAGGCAUGGCAGUGGGCGAGCCUUUCCGGUCGCACGAGCCGUUCGAUUUCGAGAAGAGCAAGCUGACGUCUCGACUGAGCCAGCACACUGAAGUGUUCAUGCACGGCCGCUUGACACCUCCACCGCAAGAAGUAUACUCCCUGCAUCGUAAACUUGCGGGCGCGUUCCUCAUGUGCAUCAAACUGCGUGCCAUUGUACCAUGUCGGGGUGUGCUUGAAGAUGUGCAGCGCCAAUACUACUCGUAG
Hyaloperonospora brassicae is the source of this 1959-nucleotide messenger RNA. The record is from the annotation of a GenBank genome assembly. Lineage: Eukaryota; Oomycota; Peronosporomycetes; Peronosporales; Peronosporaceae.